AUGUCUGCUUCGAACAGCUGCACCGUCGAGGAGGUCCGCAAGGAGUAUGCGAAGCUGUUGGACCCGCAGGAGCCAUUGGACAGCCGCAUGCGGGAGCUUUACCGGCUCAAGGAAGAUUGCCUCAAGACCGUAGCUGGUGUGACGGUAAUCCUGGAGGCCAUUGACACCACCGAUUCCGUCUUACUGCAGCACGAGCUGGCCUACAACGCUGGCCAGAGCGGCCGAGAGGAGGCCGUGCCGGAGCUGGAGCGCAUCCUGCGCACCACUAGCUACGAUGUCGUGACGCGGCAUGAGGCGGCUGAGGCGCUUGGCGCCAUCGGCUCGCCGCUCGCGCUGCAGGUACUCGAGACGCAUAGUGCCCCCACCACAGAGCCGGAGGCGUCGAUCCGCGAGACCUGCGAACUUGCAUUGGCCCGAAUCGCGAUGAAAGAAACGAAGGGUGACGCUGCCGUGGCUCCGCCAAGCGGGUGCGAGUUCGUGUCUGUGGAUCCGUCGCCGGCGUUUAGCGCGCUGUACUCCAGCACUGACGAGCCGGUGCCGCUCACCGUAGAGGAACUGGAGGCAGUGCUGCUGGAUACGUCGGGCCGCACACGACUGUUCCGCCGUUACAUGGCCAUGUUUACCUUGCGCAACUUGGCGACGGAGGCGGCGGUCGCCGCGCUCUGUCGUGGCCUUCGCGAGGAUACCAUCUCGGCACUGUUCCGCCACGAGGUGGCUUUCGUCCUCGGGCAACUCGAGCGCCCGAGCAGCCAGCCAGCUCUGAUUGCGGCUCUCAAGGACGAGGAGGAGGCACCGAUGGUGCGGCACGAGGCUGCGGAGGCGCUCGGCGCGAUCGCCGAUCCGGCGACGCUGCCAGUGCUGGAGAGCUACGCGACGCACCACGAGCCGAUUGUCCGCGAUAGCUGCGUGGUGGCGCUGGAAAUGCACAAGUACUGGGCGCACUUCAACAGCCUCGCUCAUCAGCAGCAGGAGGCGUGA
Molecule: messenger RNA, 978 nt
Organism: Leishmania major strain Friedlin
Lineage: Eukaryota; Euglenozoa; Kinetoplastea; Trypanosomatida; Trypanosomatidae
Exons: 1
Coding region: 1-978 (325 amino acids)
Biological process (GO): peptidyl-hypusine biosynthetic process
Molecular function (GO): deoxyhypusine monooxygenase activity
Source: RefSeq, a predicted model, not a curated record